UGAAACUUGGAUAAAGUUUCCCCAAAAAAGUAAGGAAAAACGUCCUGCGAGAGAAGGACGGUGCCAAGCGUACGUUUGAAAGUAGUGUAUCAGACUCCCAAGACGUAAAGAGAAGAAUAGUCGUAGAGUAAGACAUUUUUUAAAACGGCUUUCUGUCGGUGCCUGGCUGCAUAUUCGGAUAUAUUUUCUAACUCAGGCUUCAAAAGUGGAGACCGUUUUUUCUUCGAUAUCCUUGCAUUUCUUUAAACGAGAAAUGGAAGAGGGCUCAAGUUCUCCCAUCUCCCCUGUGGAUAGCCUAGUGACCAGCGAGGAGGAGUUGGACAGACAACAGAAAAGAUUUGGAAGGAAGAGGAGACACAGUAAAAAGUCGAGCGAAGACAGCAGUCCGGGAUCCGCGAAACGGGGCAAAAAAACGAGUCCAAGCAGCAAUCAGUCCUACGAGGAGUUGCAGAACCAGCGGUGCCUGGCCAACGUCAGGGAGAGGCAAAGGACACAGUCGCUCAACGAAGCCUUCUCGUCUUUACGCAAAAUCAUCCCCACUCUACCCUCGGAUAAACUGAGCAAGAUCCAGACACUAAAACUGGCCUCCAGAUACAUAGACUUCCUCUAUCAGGUGCUGCAAAGCGAUGAGAUGGACAACAAGAUGUCGAGCUGCAGCUACGUUGCGCACGAGAGACUCAGUUAUGCGUUCUCGGUGUGGAGGAUGGAGGGCGCGUGGUCAAUGUCUGCAACGCACUAGCACCCAAAGCCCUUCACUCAUUGCCAAAGCGACUGUUUACUUCUACAAAGUAUGAAGACACCAAAUCUAUUGAAGAACCCACGAACCUCAGAAACAUUGUCAAGAGACGUAAAUGUGACACACAGCUCUCCUGGAGUGCGUUGAGUGCAAUUACCUAACACAUGGAACAGUGUGAGAAGGAGUCAAAAUAACCUUGAAAAUCAUGUUGCAUACUCAGACUGUGUUGUCAGACAGUGUGGUAUGACGCUUCUAGUGUCUACUGGUGCAUUAUCACGUUGUUUUAAUGUCGGUGAUGAUAGUAGGAAAAGCCAUAUUUGAUCUUUUUUUGGGGGGAAAUUAUAUUUCGUUCUGUUUUUAAAAACAAUACAUAGAAGUAUAUAAAUGUUUCUUAUUGUACAUACCUGUAAGUAUCUUCAGCUUGUAAGGGACCAAUGCAAUUUAGAAUACGUUAUUGAAGUACGCUCCAUGGAUGUUCAACUCCGUUUGUUUUUUUUUGCCUAUUUAUUAAAACACAUAUUUUUGAAUGAUGUAGUUGAGCCCUUUGAUUUAUGUUUCCAUAGAAUACCGUAGCAAUUGUGGCAUUAUGACAUAUGCUAUAUCCCCUAUAUUAUAUAUCAAUGUAAAUAAUUCCAGUAGGCUACAUAAAUAAAAAAGUUUAAACUCACAUAAACUGAGUAAAAACCAUACCCUUUUUUUCUCCUGAUCGUUUUACAUCUUGUUUGAAAUUUAAUUAAGAAAAACAAUUGCAUUAUUUAUUUGUGACUGUAAAAAAAUAUGUGUGAUAUGUGUGACUAUUGUUACUCGCUAAUGACUAUUGUUACUCGCUAAUGACUAUUGUUACUCGCUAAUGACUAUUGUUACUCGCUAACAGUGUUUGUUUGUAGAAGGGUCUCUGCCAUAUUUUCUCCGGAUAAUUUCAUAGACUAGGCGAAAACAAACACUCCUUUCACUGCUUAGUGUGAGAUUUUGUUGAGCUUUUCUUUCUCCUCUUGUUGUGGAAAAAAAAAUCACCCGCUAAAAACCGUCAAAUUAAAACUGCCGGGCUUUAUUAACAGCGGGGGUAAUUCGAGCCAGUUUCAAACCAAAGGCAUAUAAAAGUAUUGUCCGCCUUAAUAACAACGUAAUCAUUUAAAUAGCGAUGCCGUGAGGGGAAUUCUUUAACGAGCAAGGGAGCCCGAACAACCGCAGAUAACGACAAUAACUAUCGCGCAGCUUUUAAAUACCGGGCCCCUAGUAGACCUCUUAAUUUUCCCUUUCAAUCUAACCCACACACUCUCAAAGCAUACAAUUGUUUACAUUCAAUUUUCCCAGACUUGGUUAAGAUAUACAUCUCUAAACAGUGAAAGGACCUUAUUGUUAAACACAGUUUGCACAGUGCGGGUCACUCAGUGCAAGUUCAGCGUUUUGGCAUUCAUUCCACUUUGACAAACCCUUGCUAUAACGUUGCUGUUGACUUUUAUUGGCUUGCAUGCCCAUUGUCAAAUUAUAGGGUUAUUGUCAUUUUGAAAAAGGUGCCAGGCCUACAAAAACGUUGAAUUUCACUGCAUGGCGCCUUUGGGAAAUAUCAUGAAAAUGACUUGUAAAAAAAGCAAACUCACCUAUGGUGGUUAACCAUGAUGUUAAGGCAUGUAAGACGAAUUCCUAUUUUGAUAACGAUGCCUCAACAUAGGAGCCUGACUGCAAGCUACUGGCAGACAUACACCAAACAACCUGAAUAAACUUCAAGAUGAGUGUUCAAAUCCUGGUGGAGGAAAUCUGGCAGCGUUUUGAAGUGGAAGCACCUGCGAUGUACAGUAAUGUUCUCCAGUUGUGAUGCUCUUGGAUGCUGCAGUAGGCUAGCCUUUAGCAUACUCAAAUAGGAAGCUGUUACGUGAAGUCACAUAGGCCUAUCUAUUUCCCAUGCUCGCACCUGCAUCCAAUCCAGUAGCCCUAGGCCCAUAUUCAUUGCACGCACCUGUUCAGGGCCUCGUUUCCCAGAGACUUCGUAGCGUUAAGAUCAUCGUUAGAACUUUCUUACCAUGUAGCCGAGGUGUUUUCUCUAGGAGCUGAUCCGUCGUCACUAUUGUGGAAUAAUUAUAAUGUUUAAGGUAAGAUUUGAAUGGAGAAAGCUGAUCCGAGAGCAGCGCUGCUUUCUUUUGAUCCUAUCAGUACAGUAUCAACACAUGGUUUAAUGCACUUACCAAAUGUCCUCUCUACUUGCUUGUUUGGGAAACACUUGAAAAAUAAAGAUGCAUCUGGUAUGCUCAUCUUACAUCUCAACUGGAAAACGAGACCCCAUUCAA
Messenger RNA from Oncorhynchus mykiss (rainbow trout), 3021 nucleotides. It is a transcript of the gene twist2, whose product is annotated as twist2. Gene Ontology annotation, molecular function: RNA polymerase II transcription regulatory region sequence-specific DNA binding; protein dimerization activity; DNA-binding transcription factor activity, RNA polymerase II-specific. The record is from RefSeq and is a predicted model, not a curated record. Gene Ontology annotation, biological process: regulation of transcription by RNA polymerase II; developmental process. Lineage: Eukaryota; Metazoa; Chordata; Actinopteri; Salmoniformes; Salmonidae.